Molecule: messenger RNA, 1630 nt
Organism: Striga asiatica
Lineage: Eukaryota; Viridiplantae; Streptophyta; Magnoliopsida; Lamiales; Orobanchaceae
Source: the annotation of a GenBank genome assembly
AAUAAUAAAUAAUGCACGAAACAUUUCUCUAGCCUAAACCAACAUAUACGAAUCAAGGUUGAACACUUGAAUUAUCAGUCCAAUCUCAUCACGAGGCCUGGGGAUUUUCCGAUUGAGCUAUCAAAGGAGACAGAUUGUAGCUGAUUACGAAGAAAAUUCGGAUGGUGUAAUUCAUUGGGGAUUUUCCGAUUGAGUUAUCCAAGGAGACAGGUUGUAGCUGAUUACGAAGAAAAUAAAGAAGAGAGAAAUGAGCAGAGAGGAAGAUGGUAAACGGAACAGGGAUAAUCCAUGGGCGCAGCCAAACAGAGGCUCUCGGGACAAAGAAAACGAGCCGAGGCUAUGGGGAGUUCUAGUUUUUGGAUUAAUAGGGGCCACUGUUACCACCUUUGCUGUUACACAAUUGCGAAGAACGGCUGGAUGGGUAUAUUCUCAGUUGAGCAGGUCUCAGUCAUCAUGGAAGGAUCGGCGUUCUUCCCGAACCAGUUUUCAGGAGGAGGCAUGGAAAAGAUAUAAUCGUCGUAUGCAAGAAGAAUAUGAAGAAGAAAUGGAGAGAGUGGAGCGAAUUCGACGGAUGCAAAGUGUAUUCAACAGAGAAAGAAAUAAAUUCAAGAGGAGUUAUGAGAGCUGGCAAGAAUAUGGUCCAGGUGCGUAUCAUCAGAAGUUUCAGAGGAAUGAUUGGUACUAUAGUGCAGAUACUUCAACUGGAGAUCGUAAUAGCAAUAAUAGGGAGACUCCUAGAGCCAGUGCGAGUUCUCCUUUAUCACAUCAUUACUCAGUCCUUGGCCUUGACAGUACUGAAAGGAUGUUGGGACCCUGCUUGGCCUCAGAUGUGGCCCAUGUCAGGUGUAUUGCUUUGUUAGGAAGUUUAAAUUUGGCAGUUCUUAGGUUCCACACUGCAGAGCUGUUAGAGAUUAGAGCUUGCCAUUCCACUAUGUGGAAUGCUCUUGGUUUCAUGUUUGAUACUUUAAGAAGGCGGAGAACAAAACCCUACACGGAAGAUGAGAUAAAGUCAGCAUUCAGAACAAAGGCAAAGCAAUUUCACCCUGACCAGAAUCAGGAUAAUAAAGAGUUUGCAGAAGCAAAAUUUAAGGAAGUCAUGGUGUCUUAUGAGGCGAUCAAGUCAGACAGGAAGAACAACAGGCGCCAAUAAGAAGCUUGAGAAUAUGUGCUGUUUUCUGUUAUAAAGUUUUCCUAGCUAAUUUGGAAAAUGUAGCAGCUCACUGUUCAUGUGCAUAGAAGAAAAAUGAACAGAAAAAGGAGAAGAAAACAUUGUUUUUUGACUUGAUGUUGUAAUUACAUAGUAUAUGCAAAUAUAAGCUAGUCAACGUCUGCUCUGAAUCUACAAGACACAGUUGAGGUUUCUUUCAUUUGAGCAUUAUAUGUCUGAAAGGCUUCAGAUGCUGCUGAGAGUUUGAUGUCUGAUCAUCUUUGAUGAAAGCAGAAAUAAGCUGUCGAUUGGGGGCUAAGACUUACUUGGUGUACUGAUUAAAGGACGUACUAUUUCAAGGAGGCUUGAUCUGAGGUUCAGUAAGUGUAAAAUCUGCGGGUUAAGAUGGGCGAUACAUUAAGUGUCAAACAUAUCCAUUAAUUUGUUCAAGGAAUUUGCUCAAUUGUUUAUUCACAACCAUAA